AUGCUCGACGCGAUCUCCCAGUAUGACUCCCGCGACCUCAUCAUCGCGGCUCUUGUCGUAUUCGUCUCCUACGCGAUCGGCAACGCAGUCUACCAGCUCUACUUCAGCCCGCUGUCGAAGUUCCCCGGCCCAAAGAUAGCAGCCGUCACGCUGUGGUACGAGAUCUACUACGACGUGUUCAAAUGGGGCAGAUACUGGGUAGAAGUGCAGAAGAUGCACGAGGAAUACGGCCCCAUCGUCCGCAUCAGCCCGUCCGAACUCCACGUCGCAGACCUCGCCUUCAUCGACACCCUCUACACCCGCUCCGCGCCCCGCGACAAACACUCCUUCAUGACCCGCCAGUUCGGCAACGACGACACCACCUUCAGCACCACGGCGCACGCGCACCACCGCCUGCGCCGCGCCGCCCUGAACCCCUUCUUCUCCACCCAGCGCAUCGCCGGCCUGCAAGCCAUGAUCUGGACGCACGUCGAGAAGCUGUGCGCGCGCUUCGACGAAUACGCUGCGGCUGCCAAACCGCUGCCCGCCGGCGACGCCUUCGCGUGUCUGACCGCAGACAUCAUCAUCGAGUACACGAUGGGCUUGCAGCAAAACGCGCUGGACGCGCCGGAUUUCGCGCCGCUGUUCACCCAGGCGGUCAAGAAGUUCGCAUCCAUGGGCGUGUAUGCGAAACACAUGCCAUGGAUCCACGCGCUCACGCACGCACUCCCGCAGCACUGGAUUGCGCGCGUGAGUCCGGAGUACGGCGCCAUGCUGGCGUUUCGACAUAUGAACAACGACCGCGUGGCGGAAGUGUUCGCGCGGCACGAGAAACGCGACGCUUUUGGGGGAGGGGGACACGGUCGCGACGCCGCCACGGCGACCGUCUUCGACGCGCUGCUCACCUCCCCCCUCCCUCCCGCGGAAAAGAAUCUGCAGCGCCUCUCCCAGGAAUCCCAGCUCCUCGUCGGCGCCGCCCUCGACACCACCGCCCACGCCCUGACCACAACCCUGUACCACCUGCUCGCCCACCCCACCGCCCUGCGCACCCUACGCGCCGAACUCCUCACCCUCGGCGACCCGCGCGCGCACCACGCGCUGCCCGCGCUCGAAGCCCUACCGUACCUGACCGCGGUGCUGAACGAGGGUCUCCGGUUGAGCCACGGGUUGGCGUGCAGGAAUGCGCGCAUCGCGCACACCCCGCUGGCGUACGGGGGGUGGGUGAUUCCGGCGGGCACGCCGGUGGGGAUGAGUGCGCAGAUGACACACUUCAACGCUGAUAUCUUCCCCGAGCCGCUGCGGUUUUGGCCGGAGAGGUGGCUCACUUCCUCCUCCUCCGCGCCCAACAACCGCCCGCUAAAAGAUUUCCUCAUGGCGUUUGGCCGCGGCGGGCGGCAGUGCGUGGGGAUGGGGUUGGCGCGGGCGGAGAUGGGGAUCGUUAUUGCGGCGAUCGUGGGGCGGUUUCCGGGGUUGAGGCUGUGUGAGGGGGUGGGCAGGGAGGAGGUGGAUUUGGUGCAUGAUUUGUUUUUGCCGGGGGUGAAGGCGGGGGGGAAGGGGGUGAGGGUUAUGGUGGCGUGA
Boeremia exigua is the source of this 1557-nucleotide messenger RNA. Its product is annotated as cytochrome P450. Gene Ontology annotation, molecular function: monooxygenase activity; iron ion binding; oxidoreductase activity, acting on paired donors, with incorporation or reduction of molecular oxygen. The transcript has 2 exons. Lineage: Eukaryota; Fungi; Ascomycota; Dothideomycetes; Pleosporales; Didymellaceae. The record is from RefSeq and is a predicted model, not a curated record. The coding region runs from base 1 to 1557 and encodes 518 amino acids.